Ostrea edulis (European flat oyster) is the source of this 7562-nucleotide messenger RNA. RefSeq names its product la-related protein 4-like. Gene Ontology annotation, cellular component: cytosol; cytoplasmic stress granule. The transcript has 17 exons. Gene Ontology annotation, biological process: positive regulation of translation. The record is from RefSeq and is a predicted model, not a curated record. The coding region runs from base 896 to 3373 and encodes 825 amino acids. NCBI's taxonomy places the organism in Eukaryota, Metazoa, Mollusca, Bivalvia, Ostreida, Ostreidae. Gene Ontology annotation, molecular function: mRNA 3'-UTR binding.
UGUUAACCUGGAACUUGCUGUAGUUGAAAUACAGGGAAAACGGGCAAAAAUUGCCAGAUAUACCUGUCUCUUCACUUAAAUGUGGUGUCUGAAUGAAAGCUCAGAUAUUCUGUUUUCUCUGGGCUUUUGGCUUAAUUAUCAGGCCUUCAUUUACAUAAGAGGGAAUCCGUGUUGAGAGAGAAGGCCCGUGUUAGAUAGCAAGGAUAGAUUCGUCAGUUACUAGGCUGUCCGUACAGUCAUUUGUCUGUCAGCCAAACACGAUUUCAUACCAUAUGGUCACAUUUGGGAGGACAUUUUCUGGACCUGUGACUCUAUCUGUGGAUCAGAACUUUAUCAAUAUGUUGUAAUCACACAAUUGAGUUGACUAGACACUGUUUAAUUGUGAAAAUUGGACUUUGCUUGAUCUGGAAUUGAUAUUUCCUAUUUUAGCCAUCUGUAGAUAUUUCGGGGUCUAUAAAAAGAACUGUCAGGCUUUUAUGCCAUUGUGGUUAACUGUGUUUUCAUUCAAGAAAUUUCUUCAAAGGGAAUUUUAUAUGGAAAUUUGAUGGGCAUGGAAGAAAUUCUGUGAAUUGUGUAAAUUUGUGCUUGGUUUAACUAAAAAGAAACUAACGAAGCAUUGAUUUCAUUUGUAUUAGUGCAUUUGACUGCCAAGCAUAAAACUCGGAAUUUCCCUUAUGGAAACAUCUAUUGGUGAUAUUACAUAAUCAGUGAAGAUACACUGUCUACAUUCCAUAAAACCAACUGCACUACUGUCAUGUUGAAUUGUUUUAUGAGAAAAGGAACUUGGACUUUAAAGGUGAAAAAGGCGGGUAGGGGUUAGAAUUAUGGAAUCAACUGUGUGACUCCGUUGUGUUGGUGUUUGCUGUCAUCGGUGGACAUAGAUACAAAAAAUUAAAUGCUUCCAGGGGAUGUAUAUUACUAUUCUUCCAAUUCUUUAGUCUUGUGUGUUCAGCAGAACCUCGAGAAGGAGGACGUUCCUGAGCCCCAGGUCUCCCCCAAAACAGCAGGAUUGAAUCCCAAUGCGUCUGUGUUUUUGAGCUCUAAACAAUGUAGUCCGACAGACCCGACACAUUGGGAUGGUGGUAUAACAGCUAAUGGCUAUGCGUGUGUCAAUGGAGAUGACAACCCCCAAGAGCAGGGAGGGAUCUACCAGCAGCCAGACUCGCCUCUCCAUAGUAGUGCCAUUGGAGAAGAAGGGGAUUCCCCUGUGGGGUUCCCUAACUCUGACAACAGCAUGGUAUCAACUGUUGAAGAUGAGGGAAUUAUUACUGAUGGCAGCAUGGAUGAAGACAGCAUCAGACAGUUGCUUAAAACACAGCUGGAAACGUGCUUCUCCAGAGAUAAUUUGUCCAGUGAUACAUACCUACAGUCACAGAUGGAUUCCGAUCAGUAUGUCCCCAUCACCACCAUAGCUAACCUAGAGCAGAUUCAGGAGCUCACCAAUGACUUGCAACUCAUUGUACAACUUCUUCGAGAAUGUGCAGGUGUUCAGGUUGAUGAAAAAGGAGAAAAAGUGCGUCCAAACCAUAAUCGAUGUAUUGUCAUUCUUCGGGAGAUCCCAGACACCACACCAGUUGAGGAAGUUCAGGCAUUAUUUGCUGGAGAAAAUUGUCCCAAAUUUGUGAGUUGUGAGUUUGCCCACAAUAACAACUGGUAUGUGACUUUUGACUCUGACACAGAUGCUCAGCGAGCCUAUCAGUAUUUGAGGGAAGAGGUCCGAAACUUUCAGGGAAAACCCAUCAUGGCUAGGAUAAAAGCUAAGCCAUUGAUUAGAAUGACAUACUCCAGUAACGGGUACAAAAGCCGGUACCACCAGCAGUUACAGCAACAACAACAACAACAACAGCAAGCACAGGUGAAUGCCCAGGCCAUGCAGCAGGUUGUACAGCCUACGAGUCCAUCCGAGUCUCAGGCCACAGUGCCCACGAUGACCAGCCAGCCGUUUUCCACCCAACAGGCCUCUGUUCCCCUCAUGUCAGGGGUGCCCCAGUACAUAAAUGGACAUCCUCUUCCCUUCUUUGCACCAAAUCCACUCCUCUCUCAAUGGCCAACUAGUCCAACAUUGCUGGACCCCAGCAUGAAUGAAUCUCUACUGCAGGUGCUGGCCAUGAACGGUUAUCAACCCACCUCCAUUAAGCUGAAUACCACAGCCCCCAGACACCAGUACAGCAACAUGAACAGAAACAGUAGAAACAGUGGUCGGCCAAAUCGUUCGAGUAACCCAGAGAGGUUGGACAACCGAAUGAACUAUGAGAGAAGUAACACUAUCAACCACAACAGAACUAGUCCACGACACCAAGACAACUCCCAGAUGUCUCCUGCUCCCUACUCAAACCGGAAUCGGGGAGAGAACAGUAAUCAUUCACACAGCUCAAGCGUGCAACAGCAAGGGCACAAUAACUUAGACACCAAUAAUUCCAGUAUCUCUAGUCGACAAUCAGAUGGACUUCCACCAGCUCAAAGGGGUUACAGAAGUCGACGUAGGCGUGAUGAAGAAGGAGGUCCAAGAAAACAGCUGCCCUCCAAAGAGAAGCCAGCUGCUGAGACUCAGUUUGAUCUAGAAAUAAACUCAUUCCCUCCAUUACCAGGCCCAGUGCCAGCAAAUUCCUCAUCUUCUAACAAUGAGGUAUUUGAAAGCAAAUUAUCAGAUGUUGUGAAAGGUACUGCAAAACCUGUAGUGCGAGAAACCGUAACAAAGGCACAAGUAUCGCAACCUGUUCAACAAAGUAGCCAAUCACAACACGUGGAGCCUGUCGGAGUUCCUGCCACCCCCAGGCCCUCAACACCCCCUUCACAACCAUCAAAAGACAAUUCUAGCAAUAAUACUAAUAAUAGUGCAUUAAGUGGUGCAAGUGCUGUGCCCACCCAGACAACAGUCGUUGCCUCAAAUAGUAACUGUGGGGGCAAUAGUGUCCCGCCUCCAAGGGUACCCUCACCUCCUGCUGUCUCCCCUCAAAAACCACAGAAAACUAGCAGUAUACAGGAACCAGCUGUAAAUCAUGUUGACACACAUGCCUCAACUGUUUCCAAGUCGUCUCCUGUGAACCAAGUCAAAGCACAGGUAUCUGUCGAUAAAAACUCCCCCGUCAAACUUUCCUAUGCUCAAAUGGUGCAACGUGGUCGAGAUAGUGAUUCGGCUGCAGAAUCGAAAAAUAAUUCAGACUCUGAUUCAGAAAGUGUACAACAGAAUACACUGAAAGAACAGUCACAGGCCAAGACAUCCACUGCCAAGAAAGACCAAACAGGCCCACGUAAAGACUCGGAGCUCCCCAGAGACCAGCGCCAUUUCAGUGGGCGCCGAGCCAAGGAAAACCGUGAGAGAAGGGACAGGCGUAGAAGUGAGCGCGAGACUUCCCGAUUAUCUACAAAAUGAAAGUUUCAGGGACUGGGCACUAGUUGAAGAGGGAGAAAAUUGGAUUAUUAGAAACUGCUUACUGGAUAUUGCCAAAGUUUCAUGCAUCAGGAAAAGAUUCUUGAGGGAAAUUUGUGAGAAAAUCAUGCACAGAUUAUGUACAGAAGUCACACAUGGAUUGAUUUUAGAAUUUGUCUUGAGACAUGCAGACCUGUGAAUUGUCUUUUCACCUUUUCUAUGCUGCCUACUCUAUUUCUAUCUUUCCUUUUGCUAUUAAUGAGAGUUGUUAAAGUAAUUAAUUUAAGGAGAAAAGUUUUGUUUUCCAGAUAACUUGGAUUUAUUUGAGAAACAAAUUAAUGCAUGAAUUGAUUAUGUUGCUGUAACAAACUUGUUUGGGAUUUUUGAGAGUGCAUUGUUGCAUACUCGAGAAUUUUUUUUACCUCAGACAAAAAGUUGUGCUCAUGUACUGACACAUUCGUCAUAUCACCUAAUAGAAAAGUACUCAGUGCUGAUAGAAAGUUGAGCAGUCGAUAGAUAGAGCAAAUGACUAGUAGUGCAUUUCCUUUUGAGGAAAGGUAUUUUAAUUUGAAUUGUAGUAUUUUAAUGCCUGUUAAUGGGGAAUCCCCAUGUAGACUUUAAAGUACUUAGUGCACUUUUAUUGGUGAAAUUUCAUGAAGAGGGGAUACUUUACUGUUGAUUGUCAUUGCUCCAAGUGUUAACCAGCAUUUCAUUCAUUCUUUUGGUGUUGGAUUUUUUUUCUCUGCAACAUUGUUCGAUUAUUUUUUUUUUUUCUCUCUCUUUUUUUAAAAAAGAAGUAAAUUCCUGAGGUGAAAACCUCCAUAAAUAUAUCAUAAGAAUGGUGCCCAUGCGUAAUUUAUUUCAGUUGAUUGGCUGGUAAUUAUGUUACUACAUUGUUAUAAUGCUUGAUUUUAUUAUUGCUAGUGAUCUCCCAACCCAAUUGUGUCAGAAUUAUAAAUAACCAUAAUUUCACAUAAACAAGGGAUGUACAUAUCCUAAUAUUGAGGGCAGGGUAUUGUAAAAAUAUUGUUGCAAGGAAUUAUUAGUGGAUCAUUAAAUCUAUAUAUUUUGAAAUCUUGUAAUUAGAUAGUUGUAUAUGUUGAAAUGAGUUGUAUAUGACAGGGUUCUGUCAUACUGUAAAUGAUGCAAUUUUUUCAUUAUCUAGUAAAGAGUGUACAUGAGUGGAAAGUUUCUUGUUGCUAAAAGUUGUGGGUUGUUGUAUAUAGUAUUGGUCAGAGGGCAUGUUGAAUUUCUCUCUUAAAUUUAAAACCCUUCCCAAUCACCCAAUUUCAUGGCAAAACUAUUUGAUGGAGUCCUUGAUGCCAUGUCUAAUGUAAUAUCUAUUGUCAAUGCUGUUGCAUUAAUAAUGUUUAAUGUUCUUUAGAUUUUUGGCUGGAAGAUUUAUCCAUUAGUCUAGAGUAAUUGCUACAGAUGUUUGUGUAUUCAAGAUAAAAUUGACAGGUGCCCUCUGUGAGUCGAUGUACAGUGAUACAGUGCGGUGUGCACAGGUAUCUCAUGUUGUAUAUUUUUUUUGUCUGCUUGAAGCUUGAAUUGUAUAAUAGUAUGUCUUGUUUUGUUUAUUGUUUCCUUUCUUCAUUUAUUGGUGAAUGUAAAUUUGUUAAAUCAGCGAGGGUGUGAUUUAAUUUGUUUUGUUUUAAUUUCAUCAUGUUUACAUGUGACGAUAUAUGAAUUACAGGAUUUUAUGCCGUGUAUAUGUUGCUACAACAGAGGAAGACAAUAUCCAAAAGUGCAAAUAGCAUAAAGCAGUUUCCUGUGGAUUUACAGGCUGUAUCUUGUUGAUUGUGGUCUGUGUAUACAAAGUAGUAGUAGUAAACUAGUAGGACAUGGAGACAAGACUCACAAGGAAUAAAAUCUGUAAUCCCUUUGUGCAUGAAAUCCAUGUGUGUAGAUUGUUUGUAACAUGAUGAAGCUAGAACGGAUUUUUUGGAGUGUCUGUUGACAGAAAUGUUUGAAUGUUAAUGUAUUAUACAUGUACAUGUAGUGUGUGGAUGGAUGUUCUGAAGUCAUUUGUUAUAUUUUCCUUACACUUAUAUUUUAAUGGCUGCACCAGUUACAUUCUAACCUCAGUGCUUUAAUUUUUUUUUUAUCUAUUUACCUCUAAGUCAUGGCAAGGUAUUAUACAAGAUUUGAGCUUAUAGCCAAACAUUCUUUGAGUAUGAAUUUAUUUUAACCAUAAAAGACUUCAUUCCUUUUCUCAAGUUGACAGAGAUUACUGGUGGACAGAUUAUUGGGAUUACUGUUGGGCUGCAGUGUUUCUCUGAAUUCCGCUGAGAUUGUACAGGACGCCUAUGUCAGACUGUUGUCCUGUGGGAUCGGAUAGUUUAGUAUUCUGUCCAGUUAUAGGCUCUAAUACCCAUUCGCUGGAGGGGCUUUCUCUGUGUUGUGGGAUCCCUGUAGGGUAGCCAAGUUCCAUAAUUGUGUAGCGCCCUCUAGGAUUUGACACUGUCAUUCCAUGCCAUUGGAUGAAGGUGUUACAGUGGAACUGAAUGUUAAAUCCCAGAUGGGUAUCAUGUGUAGUGGUGCUGACCAUUUCAUAAUAUAUAGUGCCAUUUUUUGUUUGACACUCGGAGAAGAAAUUAUUUGGCAUCUACAUCCCCAUGUUGUGUUCAUGAAAAUCCCCAAAUGUAACCCGAUGUCAGUGAUAAAAGAUUCUGUUUUUCUGCUACAAUACUGAAAAUAGUGACUUUUCUAGGGCAUUGGUUUUAUUAAUGUGAUGAUGGUUGUUUAAGGACAUACUGGCAAAUACAUGAAAGUAGAUAACCGUUAGCAAAGGCACUAGUAAGACGUUCAUUUGUGAAAAAAGAAAAGGCAUACAGACAGAAAAGGGGGACAUGUUAGGUUGUGAAUUCUAGUAGUUGUACCUAAUGCUUUUGAUAGUGCAUAAAAGAAAAAAGGUAAUGUGGAUUAAUUGACAACAUAUCCAGCGAUAUUCGACUUAGUGUUACCCUAUGUUAUCAUCUCAUACGUAAUUAUAAUAUUCAAAUAGUGCAAUGGCUAGCUUCAUCGAGAAAGUUCCAACUCCAAACUAAUUGUGCCUGUUUUCAGAGUAUCCACAGUACUUGCUUGCUUGUGAUUAUGCAGCCAUAUACCCAGUUGUUGAACCUAAGAUCAUGCAGUAUUGAAGUAUAUGUACAUACUUGGAUGACAAAACUUGUAAACUAAGUGGGUGAUAGUCUUUUUCUCUGGUUUCUGAUUUGAUCAGUCAUGGACAUGGUGAAUAGUCAUUUUGCUAAGUUUUUCAUACAUCUAGUAUUUCAUCUUGUUUAUUAAUUGCACUGAUCGUACUUGUUAAAAAUCAAUGGGUCUUUUUGAGGAACUGAGGACACCAAGUCCAUACAUUUUUUACCAGGAAUUAUCAUGUAAACUCGAUUUGAACAGGAUGUGUGCUUCCAAAUACCCCAUUGGUGAAUGCUAAAAAUCAAAUGCUGCAAAAUACAUCAGAUUCAAAUCGGUAAACAUUGAGUAAGGAAAAGAUUCGAGACAUUUCCCAGAAAUAUGGACACUGGGUGCAUAUAUUUAUGCAAUUAUGGAUAUAUAUAUGUUAUUGUUAUUUAUUAUUAACCAUUAUCUGGAUUUGAAUGUCAUAAUUUUUAUCAUUUCAUGAUUUCUGCUCGAUUUUCAACAGCUUAAUCAUAAUUGUGGACUUUCCUUCCAAUCAAGUAAUUUUGUUCCAUGUACAUAUUUUCCCCACCAGCCUAUAGGUGUAAGAUAAGGUUAGAGUGUCAUGUAUUCAGAAAUUUAUCUUUUUUCAAUUUUUGUUUGAUCAUUUCUGUGCAUGUAUUCAGUGAGUCGAAGCGUGUACAAGUUGGUGUGUAUGAUCUCAUUGAAUUGAUAAAAUACAACAAAAAUGUUUGUCAAGUAUUUAUUUUUGCAUUUAGUAUGCUUCUUUUGACUGCAACUUUAUUGCAAGUAAGCAUGUCUUAACCAACUAAAUUGUCAAUUAGUGAUUUUCUAAGAAAAACAUGCCAUAGUUUUCUUUCAAUAUGAAAUGUACAACCAUUUAAAUGUUAGUUAAUGCAAAACCAUUGAAAUUUAUGCAGAAAUCAUUCUGCUGAGAACCUUAUUUGGGAUUUUAUUGAAAUACUUCUAUAUUGAUGUAAUGUUUUUGGACAUUUACUGUGAAUUUCAAUUUUAAAAAAGGUACAAUGAAAUUAAACAAGCAUCCUCAUCA